Messenger RNA from Alosa sapidissima (American shad), 2822 nucleotides. It is a transcript of the gene noctb, whose product is annotated as nocturnin b. Lineage: Eukaryota; Metazoa; Chordata; Actinopteri; Clupeiformes; Clupeidae. Gene Ontology annotation, molecular function: poly(A)-specific ribonuclease activity. The record is from RefSeq and is a predicted model, not a curated record. The transcript is spliced from 4 exons. Bases 408 to 1541 code for a protein of 377 amino acids. Gene Ontology annotation, biological process: circadian rhythm.
ACUGCUUCAGCCAUCUGUUACACUCACAAACUCACAAGCCUUGCAUGCUCUAACCUAAAAAGGAAACUAAAACGACACAAUGGAAGUUCUUGAGGUGUUGGAGGCUUCUGUCUAAAGCUUUUAAUCAUGACUGAGCACAUCUCUGUGUGCGGAGGAAGUUUGACAUGUGCCUCUGAAAAACAUGCUUCAGGCUAUCAAGGGCCUUGCCACAGUGCAACAGUCAGGUCAAGUCAUUUCACAUUACUCAGUUUUUCCAGUCUGAUGAAAUUCAUGAGAAUGAGAAUUCAAAAGGAAGUUUGUGAAUUCAUUCAUUUUUGCAGUUUGAUGGUUGCAAUCAAAUCUUCUGCCUGACUCAUUCCUACCAAAGCCACUUCUUGCUUGCCAGUGUCAUCACACAUGCAUGUCCCAUGGGCAACAGCCCUAACCGCCUGUACAGUGCCCUGACCCACACCCUGAGCAGUGGCCCUCUGUCUCAGCCCCCCCCAGCCGAGCUGGACCAGGACCCAGACCAAGACCUGGAGCCCGUGGACCCGGUGGUGCUGCUCAGGGAGUGUGAGGAGGCUUUGCGGACCCGACCGGCCCGGCUGCUCAGAGCCUUCAUCUGCCAGAGUACCGAUGGGAGAGACCGUCGCCAGCAGCCAAUACGGGUCAUGCAGUGGAAUAUCCUCGCCCAAGCUCUAGGGGAAGGCAUGGACAACUUCGUCAGGUGCCCCCUGGAGGCUCUGAAGUGGAACGAGCGGAAGUACCUGAUCCUGGAGGAGAUCCUCAACUACCAGCCGGACGUGCUGUGCCUGCAGGAGGUGGACCACUACUUCGACACCUUCCGGCCCGUGCUGGCGCGUCUGGGCUACCAGAGCAGCUUCUGCCCCAAGCCCUGGUCCCCGUGCCUGGACGUGGUCAACAACAACGGCCCCGACGGCUGCGCACUCUUCUUCCGCGGCGACCGCUUCCAGCUGCUGGGAACGGUGCACCUGCAGCUUGCCGCCAUGAAGCUCAAAACCAACCAGGUGGCGGUGGUCAGCACGCUGUGCUGCCGGGCGACCGGGCGCACCCUGUGUGUGGCGGUGACGCACCUGAAGGCUCGGAGCGGCUGGGAACGGCUGCGCAGUGCCCAGGGCCACGACCUGCUCCGCAACCUGCAGAACAUCACCCAGGAGGCCGCCCUGGUGGCAGAGGACGGGAGCGUAGGCGUGGGCGGAGGUGUGCCGCUGCUGGUGUGUGGAGACUUCAACGCCGAGCCGUCGGAAGAGGUGUACCGGUGCUUCGCCACCUCCAGCCUGGGCCUGGACAGCGCCUACAAGCAGCUGAGCUCAGACGGCCAGACCGAGCCGCCCUACACCACCUGGAAGAUCCGGCCCAGUGGCGAAAGUUGCCACACGCUGGACUACAUCUGGUACUCGCGCCAGCACCUCACCGUGGACACGGUGCUGGACUUCCCCACAGCCGAGCAGAUCGGCCCCGACCGGCUGCCGUCCUACAACUACCCGUCCGACCACCUCUCGCUGGUCUGCGACUUCAGCUUCUCCCACUCACCUGAGUGAACAAUGCUAAAAACAGGAAGAGUGACCCGGAUAUGACUGGAUAUGACAGACUGACCAGAGGUGGGGUCAGGGACCCAAGGUCUAUAGUCAAAACGUGGCACCUGUAGUAGAAUUCCUAAACUUAGGAGAUCCUUCUACUGUUCUGACAUAACACCUGGGAUGAGCUACUGCUAACAAACUAGCUCAUCCUGUGUAGAUAACCAAUCCAAGUGCAUUUUAAGGUUAACAGGAAGAGAUGGAUUGGCAUUGGGUGCUCUAACUUGAGGCAUUUAGAUCUAAAUGGAUAUGAUAAUGUAUGUUCUGUGGUCCUACUCAUUCUUCCUCCAUUAACAGGGAGGUCCAGUUUACCAUUAAAGGGCAACCAAGCUGGACUUGCGACCUCAACAAUGCUGCUAGGUCACACACUAGUAGUGGCUUUGUGCUAUGUGCAGACAGUGGCCACUGGUUAAACUGACUAUUUGUAUUUAAGUAAAUUUCUGGUCUUUUUGUUGAUCAUUUACAGAUCACAGUGAAAUACAAAUGUUAUACUAUUAUUUUAUGAAAAGGAUACGACCCAGAGUAUUCUGAACAAAAUCUGCAAACAUCAGGAUGUUUAACAUCACAUUCUAUGCAUCGCAAUAGGCAAGCUAAUAAUUGGUAAUUUUCUGCCUAUGUCCUUUCCAAAUUCUGAGAACAGUGCCUCAUUCUCGAUGCAUUAUUGGUUACUGUAUAAGACAAUGAUCAGUAAAAGAGUAGACUGUUGACUUGAACAUAUGGGAGGUGCAAUGGAGUGUCUUCCUUUUAAUUUCAGAGCCCCAACCAAUGCAUACACACGCCCUGACAUCAGGCUGUUUUACUCUGGGACACCAUUAUCCCCUAUGGGUCCAUGUUGUGUGUGAACUAAGAGAAUCCAGUGAAGCCGUUUCUAGAGGCAUCAAAGGUCCAUGUUUGUGUGGUGACCUCAAUACAGUUUUGAGCAGCGUAGUUGGAUGGUGCAAUAACAGUUUCAAGGGGACAGGGCAGGCCAAGUAGUGGCCUUGCCCUAAAGGCCUUUGUACAGGGAGGAAUGGGAGUACUGAUGCAAUUAUGUGCACAGUAAAUAAAAUGGCUUUUUCUCCCUUUGUGAAGGAGUGCAAGAGUGAUGUUCAUAUUUUAAACUUCCAACCAACACACUGGGGUAACAUAGAUGCAUCACCUGUGAGAGCACUGUGUAAAUAUGAGUGGUUUAAAUAUGGGCUGCACUUACUCUCGUAGAAAUGGCUACAAAUACUGUAUAUUACUCUAUUAAACUGCAAAAACAUC